Molecule: messenger RNA, 1011 nt
Organism: Nelumbo nucifera (sacred lotus)
Lineage: Eukaryota; Viridiplantae; Streptophyta; Magnoliopsida; Proteales; Nelumbonaceae
Product: RNA-binding (RRM/RBD/RNP motifs) family protein
Biological process (GO): cytidine to uridine editing; chloroplast mRNA modification
Cellular component (GO): chloroplast
Molecular function (GO): RNA binding
Source: RefSeq, a predicted model, not a curated record
CACAUGAUAUAUUAACUGAUCUUUUCAAUAUUGAGUGUAAAAUGCCUUUUUGCCUACGAUCAUUACAGCGGUUUACCUAACAGCCAAAGUUUUUCCCCUUCGCACAGGUGCUCUCCCUCAACGGUUUUUAUCAUUAGCAUCCCGAGCAGGUUUGCUCGGUUCCUUCCGCAGAGAAAUGGCAACAGCUUCUCUAGUGGCUGCUUCUCUUGCUCCGUCAUCAUUAUCAUCGUCACAGAAAAACAUAGGGAAGCAAAGGGAAACAACUUCUGCUUUUCUUCGUCAUGGCUGCAGUUCCUUUUCUUUGUCUUCCCUGUGUUUCCCUUCUCACUCCCUAUCAGCGACUCGCUUAAGACACCAAAAUGGCAUCAGGAUUGUUGGGUGUCUCCCUUCUUCGCCUGAGAACACCACUACAGUUUCCACCAAGCUCUACGUUAGCGGGCUUUCAUUCCGUACCACAGAGGAGAGCUUGAGAAAUGCUUUUAAAAACUUUGGCCAACUCAUUGAAGUUAACCUUGUGAUGGAUAGAAGAGCUAAUAGACCAAGAGGCUUUGCUUUCCUUCGUUAUGCAACUGAAGAAGAAUCUAAGAAAGCCAUUGAAGGAAUGCAUGGAAAGUUUCUUGAUGGCAGAGUCAUAUUUGUGGAAGUUGCAAAGCCAAGGUCAGAGCUGCGCCAAAUUCAAAGAAAAUCCCAAAAGUAUAUUGAAGAUCUCGGCUUACUCUGAAAUAUUCCUGGAUAUCAUGCACCAAAUAAGUUGAAUGCAGCUUCUUGUGUAUACCUCCAUACUGUAGCCUGUUCGGUCAGUAUGCCGUGGCUAGUAAUUAUUUGCUGUAUAAUCCUAUUCCAUCAAUACCUACAUGAAGAGUUCUUAAGAUAUUAUCCAGAGUUCUUACUGCAAUAGUUGUAGUUAUAGAGUAUUAGAAAUGUUAGAUUAAAGUCAUUUGUUUAUGAAGCUUGUUUCCUGAACAGGAAGGUCUGAUGUUAAAAAAGGCCAUUGCCCAAUGUUGAUCCCAA